Messenger RNA from Phyllostomus hastatus (greater spear-nosed bat), 1751 nucleotides. It is a transcript of the gene IGFLR1, whose product is annotated as IGF like family receptor 1. Bases 239 to 1216 code for a protein of 325 amino acids. The record is from RefSeq and is a predicted model, not a curated record. The transcript has 5 exons. Lineage: Eukaryota; Metazoa; Chordata; Mammalia; Chiroptera; Phyllostomidae.
UUCAGUAGAGUAAGGUCCCAAUGCCCUAUAAAUCCCCAAGUGGGCCUGGUGAGCUGGGGCCAACUUGUGCUGGAAACUUCAGCACAUCCAUCUGAGGCUUUUCAGGGGAAAGAUACCUGGUUGCGGCAGGUUGGAGGAUUCCCAGCCCAGAGGAGAUUGGGGUUAGGAGCUAAGUGUCAGAGGUGCUGUGGCGGAAAGUCCUGUGGUUGCUGGCCCCCUGGCUGCAGGCCCUGCCCGGAUGAGGCCCCAACGCCUCCUCUUGUCUGCGGCACUGUUCUUGGCCCAGACUGUGCCUCAGGAAGCCUCCCAGCACUGUGGCCGCCUGGAGUACUGGAACCCCGACAACCUGUGCUGUGGCAGCUGUCUGCAGCGCUUCGGUCCGCCCCCAUGCCCCGACUACGAGUUUUCGGAAAACUGCGGGCUCAAUGACUUUGGUGAUCACGUAACGCACCCCUUCAAAAAGUGUCCUCAUGGACAGUGCAACCCUGACAACGCAGAGCUAUGUAGUCCCUGUGGCAGCAGAGCCAGGGUCCCCACUCCCGGGGCAACCCAGCGGCAGCACCGGCGGCGCUGCAGAGAGAAGCCGGCUCCUACCAAAGAACCCUGUCCCCUGAAGCCUGAAACACCCAGCGUCCUGAGCUCCCAAGAAUCCAGCUCACUGACAGUUUCCAGCCCACCACGGACAUCUGAGCACACUGCCCCUUGGCAGGCCUUGCUAACUAUUGCCCUGCCCCUAGUGCUGGUUCUGCUUGUGACCUCAGCCAUCAUCCUCUGGCUUGCUCAGCAAAGGCAUAGCUCCCACCACCACGGGAAAGCUGUCCACCCUUAUUCUGGUAUUGCUCGCGGUGAUCCCAACAUCUCUCCAGGUUCUCUGGAGGCACCAGAGGCAGAGCUGCCAAAUCUCACAUCACAGCCCCUGUCUCGCCUCCUGGAUGAGCUGGAGGUGCUGGAGGAGCUGAUUGUACUGCUGGACCCUGAGCCUGGGCCAGGUGGGUCAUUGGCCUGUGGUACCACUCGACACCUGGCUGCAAGAUAUGGACUGCCUGCUGCCUGGUCCACAUUUGCUUACUCACUGAGACCCAGUCGCUCACCUCUGCGAGCACUGAUUGAGAUGGUGGUAGCAAGGGAGCCCUCUGCUUCUCUGGGCCAGCUUCACAUACACCUGGCCCAACUAGGGCGGGCAGAUGCACUACAGGUGUUGUCCAAGCUUGGCUGAUCUGAGGCACACCAGGCCUAGCACUCCAUCAGGAUUCCCUUGAAGUGCCUGUGGGUGGGGGGAAGUUGACCCUUGGGUGGAUGACCCUUAUUCCCUUGAAGAGCCUAUUCCCUACCAGACUCAUUAAAGGUGCCCUCUCAAAACACAGUCCUAUUUGGGACAAGAUGUCCUCAUUCCCCAACCCCCUCAGAAAAGGGCCCAUUUACCCUACACAUAAGACCAGAUGUGGGAAAGCUGGCCUCAGGUGCCUCUGGGGAACCAGGGUCCCCUCUUGAAAAAUACUCCUGCUACCCUUGAGAGAGCUCAUCCACAGGAAGCCAGCUGGGUUCUACCUAGUAAUAUGUAGAAUAUUUGUUGCUCUGAAGCCUCGACAGGUCCAACAACUUAUUUCUAAUCCCGAACAGUGGCUUCUUACCUACUUGUUGAAGCUGAUGGUUUCCUUGGCUCAAAAUGGGUAUGGGGCACAGAGAAAUGGGAGCUCCUACCUGCCCCCAGCAUCAUACAAACUGGAAGGCCACCUCUCCAAACAUUGACA